This is a messenger RNA of Eimeria mitis, 966 nucleotides long. RefSeq names its product integral membrane protein, putative. The record is from RefSeq and is a predicted model, not a curated record. The transcript is spliced from 7 exons. Gene Ontology annotation, molecular function: iron ion transmembrane transporter activity; manganese ion transmembrane transporter activity. NCBI's taxonomy places the organism in Eukaryota, Apicomplexa, Conoidasida, Eucoccidiorida, Eimeriidae. Gene Ontology annotation, biological process: intracellular manganese ion homeostasis. Gene Ontology annotation, cellular component: membrane. Bases 1 to 966 code for a protein of 321 amino acids.
AUGCAACACGACAAAUCUCUACCUCUUCUAGACAAUCCUGGGGCCGUUGAGGCCGCCUGCUUCGCUUCAGUUCAGCAACCAUGCUGCUCAAAAGGGGGGGUUCCGGGCAGGGACCUCGACAAGGCUCGUCUUGCAUACAAAACGAGAGACGUACACGCCACAAGGCAAGCGAACUUGGCUCCUGGAGAGGCGCAUAAUCACCACCAUCAACACAGCAACUACAAUGAGUUGGCAUGUGCUCAUACAGAGUCUCACAAGCAAACAUCUUCGGACUAUUUGAAAGCAAUAGUAUUUGGGGGUCUCGAUGGUAUUGUUACUAUUUUUGCUAUUGUUGCGGGGUGCGUCGGCGCCAACUUGCAUCCUUCAAAGGUUGUCAUCAUCGGAGUGGGAAACCUCUUAGCCGAUGCAAUCAGCAUGGGAUUCGGCGAGUUCGUCAGCUCUGCUGCAGAAGAAGAUUUUGUGAAAAGUGAGAGAGAAAGAGAAGAAUGGGAGAUAGAGAACUGCCCCAAUGAGGAGAAACAGGAAAUGGUAGAAAUAUAUAGAGAUCGUUACGGUUUCACAGAAGAAGAUGCAGACUGUCUCGUCAACAUAACCUUCAAAUACCGCGAGUUCUUUGUACAGCAUAUGAUGGUUGAAGAGCUGGGUCUGAUGGCUACGGAGGGCCCUAGCCCCAUAAGAAGAGGGGUGGUGAUGUUCGCAUCCUUCUCUAUUUUCGGGUUGCUGCCUCUUGCUGGAUUUGUUGCCUGGCUGACGUUGUCAGGCAUCGGCACAGACGGCCACUUGGCGUUCGCCAUGGCCUGCGUAAUCUCAGGAAUUGCGUUGUUCAUCUUGGGGUUCUUCAAGGGUCGUUUCGUUAACCAGAGUCCGCUGAAAUCAGGGCUUUUAAUGACAAUAAACGGAACGUGUGCAGGAGCUGUUGCAUACGCAGUUGGAGCAGCUCUAGAGGAUGUUGUUGGCACCUUGUAA